Molecule: messenger RNA, 1536 nt
Organism: Coccinella septempunctata (seven-spotted ladybird)
Lineage: Eukaryota; Metazoa; Arthropoda; Insecta; Coleoptera; Coccinellidae
Gene: Es2
Product: splicing factor ESS-2 homolog
Exons: 5
Coding region: 92-1519 (475 amino acids)
Cellular component (GO): catalytic step 2 spliceosome
Source: RefSeq, a predicted model, not a curated record
AUCAACCUUGAAAUCAGCUGUUUCAUCAAUACGAUAAAAUUUUUAUUUAUAAAGGCGAUAUUUACAAUCUAUAUCAAUUAUUUAACUGAAAAUGUCCAAUACUAACCAAUCACCAGGGCGUGAGGCACUUGAAAAUAUGAAAACUGUACAUAAAGAUCUGUUGGAGUUCAAAAAACCUCAGGCACCUGUGAGGAAAAAACGUAAACAAAUAAUUUUGGACGAAGACAGCUACGUUGAGGAAAUUGGUAAAAUUAUCCAAAGAGACUUCUUUCCCUCGUUAGAGAAAAUGAAAGCACAAAACGAUUAUUUAGAUGCAGUAGAAAAAAAUGAUAUAUCAAAACUAAGAGAACUAUAUACAAAGUACAGUGGGAAGAAACCUCCUCCGAUAAGAGUUCCAAGUCCUGCAACGUUUGAAACACCGGCAAAUAUCCACAACACUCCCCAAGUUCCGAACCUUGACGAACCAUCAACUCCAAUCAAUAAAAAUUCAACGAAUGGUCCCAAAUUGAGCCUCGAUCAGUUCUUAAACUCGCAUGAUUCAGAAGAUAAUGACAGUUUUGUUGAUAUACUUGAAGAAAGCGAGAGAAAACACAGAGAAAAAUAUGCUUAUCUUUACGGUGUUGAGGGUCAAAACGAGGAAAAACAAAAGAAAAUGUUAGCCCUACCUUCAAUAGAGCAACAGGCGAUGUUGCCUGAGAAAGAAUUCAAUGUGGAUACUUGGGGAUACAAAAACAAGAAUUAUAUUAUGUAUGUACCGGAUGGAGUUGCCCUAACUGAAGAAAAAGAGAAGGAAAUCAACGAGAAUAGACUUCAGAUCAAUUAUACCAAUACAAGGUUUGUUGAGAAUCCUUUUAACGAAAACCAGAACAAGGAAACCUUAUCUGAAAUAGCAAAAACACAAGCCAAAACAUUAGAUGGAAAGAUUGGAGUAGAUGGUAAAGAGUUGAAUAAAGAGACCCCAAAAGUAGCUGGAUACAGCUUUAUUAAGGAUCCUUCUCCAUGUCCAGAUGCUAUGGCAAGUCCUCUAAUGACCUGGGGUAUGAUAGAAGGUACCCCCUUCAGACUAGAUGGGAGUGAUACUCCACUUCCAAGGACUUCUGGACCUUCAUUCAAAAUGACAGAACCAGCAAGAAGAGAACAGAUAGCCUUAGAAUUAGCAGAAAAAGCUGCUGGUAAAGAUAAGAAUCGAAAAAAGAAGGCAAUGGAUGCAGCCAAAAGGAUUGCUAGUCCUUCCCCAAGGUUUAGUUCAUCUUUGGAUGUGUUAGCCUCUAUGUCUCCAGCAGCAAGACGAUUAGCAACUUCUGGCUUGAAAAUAGGGUUGAGGACUCCCGAUAGAACUCCACAAACAGGUUCUGCAACACCUGGAUUUAGGACUAAAACACCCAAGACGCCAAAACGAAUUGUUACUCCAAAAAUCAAACCGCCUUUAAGCAACAGUGCAGAGAAGAAGGAGAAUUUGACUGAUGAUCUGUUGAAAAUACAAGUUCCGAAAAGAUUGACUGCAGCAGAUUUUUUUUAAUAAAUGUUAUAUCAAAA